Myiozetetes cayanensis is the source of this 640-nucleotide messenger RNA. Its product is annotated as osteocalcin 2-like. The transcript has 11 exons. Bases 16 to 462 code for a protein of 148 amino acids. Lineage: Eukaryota; Metazoa; Chordata; Aves; Passeriformes; Tyrannidae. The record is from RefSeq and is a predicted model, not a curated record.
CAGGGUGAGAGGAAGAUGAAGGUCGCUGUGCUCAGCGUGGCCCUGCUCUUCACCAUCCUGCUGAGCUCCCCAGCAGAUGCCUGGCCCCGAUGCCCCUUUAAGUUCUUGCCUUGGUUUUGUCGCCCUGAAAACGGCUCUGCUGCAGGACUGAAUUUUAUGGAGUGGAGUCACUCAAGUGAGUCAUAUGAAAGUUCAGAGUGGAGUCAGUCAAGCGAGUCUGAUGAAAGUUCAGGGUGGAGUUACUCAAGAGAGUCAUAUGAAAGUUCAGAGUGGAGUCACUCAAGCGAGUCUGAUGAAAGUCCAGAGUGGAGUCAGUCAAGCGAGUCAUAUGAAAGUUCAGAGUGGAGUCACUCAAGCGAGUCUGAUGAAAGUCUAGGGUGGAGUUACUCAAGCGAGUCAUAUGAAAGUUCAGAGUGGAGUCACUCAAGCGAGUCUGACGAAUUUCCAGCCCUCCGUGGCUGAUCAGGUGGAGCUUGUGCACAAGUGACCCUCCGCUGCCUCCCCAGGACUGGAACUGGUGGUUCCUUUCCCCUUCCAGCAGCAUAAGGAGAUGAUCAUCCCUGGAAGACCCCCCUACCUGAUCCCCUGGGUGCCCUGGGAAUUUUCCUGGAAAGAUCAAUAAACCCCUUCAGCAAAGCAA